This is a messenger RNA of Sinocyclocheilus rhinocerous, 1385 nucleotides long. Its product is annotated as ras-related protein Rab-24-like. Gene Ontology annotation, molecular function: GTPase activity; GTP binding. NCBI's taxonomy places the organism in Eukaryota, Metazoa, Chordata, Actinopteri, Cypriniformes, Cyprinidae. The coding region runs from base 520 to 1128 and encodes 202 amino acids. The record is from RefSeq and is a predicted model, not a curated record. The transcript has 9 exons.
UGAGACACAACCACUGGCCAUAGUGAUGCCACAUCCUCCUCUAUAUAAACAAAAAACACACUAGUUUAUUCAAGCUGAAGCUAGCCACACACUACAGUUCCUCGUUGACCGAAUACAUAACAUUUGUCAGCCCAUUUACUGUAGAUUUUUUCCCCCCAUGUAAACUGGGAAACAUGGCUUGGAAGUUCUCUAGCUCUGCUGUGUUUAGUGAUGUUGAAAGCUAAGCUGCUCUCUCCUGUCGUAUUAGGGUGAAAAACGUUCAACAUCGCUUAACAUUUUAUUUUUUUGAACGUGUCCUCAGUUCGAUGUGACUUGUGAUUCGCUGCUAAUGUGUUUACGCGUCAAGUAGUCUUCAAUUUUAUUAUUAAUAGCUUUUGUGGCACAUCAGUGUGGAUUGCUAACUAAACCAUUAGCCACCCAGUUACAGUAUUUAUCUGUCAGUAGAGUCACUCUGGAACUCAAGUCCCGUCAACAGACACACCAAAAGCCUAGUGUCUUUUUCUACAAACCCGUAUAAUCAUGACUGCCAUGCGAGUGGAUGCUAAGGUGGUCAUGCUUGGCAAGGAGAGUGUGGGUAAAACCAGUCUGGUGGAAAGAUACGUACAUGGCCGGUUUCUUGUGGGACCAUAUCAAAAUACUAUAGGGGCUGCGUUUGUUGCGAAAGCCCUCAACGUCGGUGACAAGGUGGUUACCCUGGGAAUAUGGGACACUGCUGGGUCUGAACGCUAUGAAGCUAUGAGCAGAAUCUAUUACAGAGGAGCGCGUGCUGCCAUUGUCUGCUACGACUUGACUGACAGCAGCAGUUUUGGAAGGGCCAGGUUCUGGGUGAAGGAGUUACAGAACUGUGAAGAGCACUGCAAGAUAUAUUUGUGUGGCACCAAGAGUGACCUCAUUGAGGCCGAUCGAAGUGUGCGGCAAGUAGACUACCAUGAUGUUCAAGACUUUGCAGAUGAAAUAGGUGCACAACAUUUCAAGACCUCCAGCAAAACAGGAAAAAAUGUUGAUGAGGUGUUUCAGAAAGUGGCUGAAGAUUUUAGUAGCUGUGCUUUAGAAUUCAUGCAAGAAGAGAAGGGGGUGGAUCUUGGGCAAAAGAAGGACUCUUAUUUUGACAACUGCUGCCAUAACUGACCUAUCACAGGAAAAACUGCUGUAUCAUAUGGUCUAUUUUGGGAUGACUGGAGGCUCACCAUCUUUUAUACUCCUCAAAGCAUCAGCUGGAGUUUUUUUUUUUUCGCUCUUUCCUUUUUUCUUUUAUGAUUUUUUUUUUUUCUGGUGUGCAGUAGAACAUGAAGGAUUCCACUUUUUCCAGUAUUCAAGCAAUGAACUCUUUUUCUUUAUCAAGAACAUGUUUUUUUUUUUUUUUUGGACCUGAGAAUGUUGACUGA